GGGGAUAACUUUUCUAAGUUAUUUCUGUUUGCAGGUUUCAAUGUAUUUAGGCUACUGAGCGGAUCAGCAGUAGCCCUGGUAAUAGCUCCCACUGUAUUACUGACAAUGCUUUCGUCUGCUGAACGAGGAUGCCCUAAGGGCUGUAGGUGUGAAGGCAAAAUGGUAUAUUGUGAGUCCCAGAAAUUGCAAGAGAUACCCUCCGGUAUAUCAUCUGGUUGUUUAGGUUUGUCCUUGCGAUAUAACAGCCUUCAAAAACUAAAAUACAACCAAUUUAAAGGUCUUAAUCAACUUACCUGGCUCUACUUAGACCACAAUCAUAUCGGCAGCAUCGACGAAAAUGCUUUCAAUGGAAUACGCAGGCUGAAAGAGUUAAUUCUGAGUUCCAACAGAAUUGCUUUUUUUCUUAAUAACACCUUCAGACCAGUAACAAACCUCCGAAAUUUGGAUCUCUCCUACAAUCAGCUGCAUUCCCUGGGAGUAGAACAAUUCAGAGGCUUAAGGAAGCUGCUGAGUUUACACCUGAGGUCCAAUUCCCUGAGAACGAUCCCAGUCCGGAUUUUCCAGGACUGUAGGAACCUGGAACUCCUAGACCUGGGUUACAACAGGAUCCGAAGCCUAGCAAGGAAUGUCUUUGCUGGCAUGAUCAGGCUGAAAGAGCUGCACCUGGAGCACAAUCAAUUUUCUAAGCUUAACUUGGCACUUUUUCCAAGGCUGGUCAGCCUACAGAACCUUUAUUUACAGUGGAAUAAAAUUAGUGUUAUAGGACAAACCAUGUCUUGGACGUGGAGCUCGUUACAAAGACUUGAUUUAUCGGGAAAUGAAAUAGAAGCUUUCAGUGGACCGAGCGUUUUCCAGUGUGUGCCCAAUUUGCAACGCCUCAACCUGGAUUCCAACAAGCUCACAUUCAUUGGCCAGGAGAUUUUGGAUUCCUGGAUAUCUCUGAAUGACAUCAGCCUUGCUGGGAAUAUAUGGGAAUGCAGCAGAAACAUUUGUUCCCUGGUAAACUGGCUAAAAAGUUUCAAAGGGCUGAGGGAAAAUACAAUUAUCUGUGCCAGCCCCAAAGAACUGCAAGGGGUGAAUGUUAUAGAUGCAGUGAAAAAUUAUAGCAUCUGUGGCAAAAGUACUACAGAAAGGUUUGACUUGCCCCAAGCUCCGCCCAAGCCCACCUUUAAACCAAAGGUCAUCCGGCCUAAACAUGACAGCCAGCCCCCCCUGCCCCCUACCACAGGGGCCCCUGAGGCCAGCUCCGUGCCCGAGCCCAGCACCCAGCAGAUCUCCUUCCAUAAAAUCAUUGCUGGGAGUGUGGCCCUCUUCUUGUCCGUGCUUGUGAUUCUGCUGGUCAUCUACGUGUCCUGGAAGCGCUACCCUGCCAGCAUGAAGCAAUUGCAGCAACGCUCCCUAAUGCGACGGCACCGGAAAAAGAAACGACAGUCGCUGAAGCAGAUGACUCCCACCACCCAGGAAUUUUAUGUUGACUAUAAGCCCACCAACAGCGAGACCAGCGAGAUGUUGCUGAACGGGACGGGACCUUGUUCGUACAGCAAGGGAGGCUCCAGGGAAUGUGAGGUAGGAACCACUCUCAUAUUUUUAAGAGCUGUUUGGGUCGAACUUCUUUUACUUUUCAGGUACCACACUGCCAUAUCAGGUGUCCUCCAGUCAGUGCAGGUUAGCCUUUCCCUUCACAGGAACCCUGUGAAGUCUGAGGUCGAGUUUACCCAGCCUCUGUUGUGA
Protobothrops mucrosquamatus (brown spotted pit viper) is the source of this 1731-nucleotide messenger RNA. It is a transcript of the gene LRRTM3, whose product is annotated as leucine rich repeat transmembrane neuronal 3. The transcript has a single exon. Gene Ontology annotation, molecular function: protein binding. Lineage: Eukaryota; Metazoa; Chordata; Lepidosauria; Squamata; Viperidae. The record is from RefSeq and is a predicted model, not a curated record. The annotation marks the transcript as partial.